GUACAGGCGACAUUUCCACUGGCAAUCUGAUUGUCAACGAGGGGAAAGAAACCCAAUCCUGGCCAGCGUUUCUAAUCGACUUGGACCUUGCUAUCAAGGAGCAACGAGAACGACCUUCUGGGGCGAGAGGUAAGACUGGGACCAGGGCUUUUAUGGCUAUUGGUCUCCUUUUGGGGGAAAGACACACUUUCAACCAUGAUUUGGAGUCUUUUUUUCUGGGUUCUCUUCUGGAUUUGUAUCCAUUAUAAUGGACCAGGAAACAGGAGCAGGACGAUGCCCGAAUUCGAGAAAUGGAAUUAUGUCGACAUGGAAGAAUUAGCUAAGCUUAAGCUGGGAACAAUAUCAGAGGAGGAUGUCUUCAGGAGCACCGUAGAGGCGAAUUUCACGGAAUAUCACGAGUCGUUAGUUCCGUGGGUUCUCGAGUUACGAAAAGUGGUAUUCCCUAACGGAAGAAUACGAAAGAAAGAAGACAGGGGGGUUUAUUUGCGGAUGCGCCAGAUUCUUAGGAGUGCUCAACAGGAUGAAAAAGUCUUAGCCUGACGUCUUAUAAAUCUAAGAAAGUCACGGUGUGGGCAAAUUACUCUGCUGCAACAGAAAGUACAUUCCAGUCAUCAUGUUAUCUGUACUCGGGGAUCAAACAUGUCUACAGUCAAUAUUGUCAAGUAUUACUUCUACAAGGGCAUGGUCCCUAAAGGCCAAACCAGAUUGCAAAAACCACUCACC
Molecule: messenger RNA, 723 nt
Organism: Paecilomyces variotii
Lineage: Eukaryota; Fungi; Ascomycota; Eurotiomycetes; Eurotiales; Thermoascaceae
Exons: 1
Coding region: 196-540 (114 amino acids)
Source: RefSeq, a predicted model, not a curated record